Molecule: messenger RNA, 3238 nt
Organism: Bombus pyrosoma
Lineage: Eukaryota; Metazoa; Arthropoda; Insecta; Hymenoptera; Apidae
Exons: 4
Coding region: 936-1505 (189 amino acids)
Source: RefSeq, a predicted model, not a curated record
AAUCUGAAUUAUUUUAUACGUAUUUUGUUAUAAAUUAUUUUGCAUCUUAUUAGUAAAGCAGUUUCACAUAAAAAUAAUAUAUACUUACAUGUUAUAAUUUAAAGUAAAAUGUAGUUCAUUUUAUUAAUGUAAAGUUAUUUAAUUACUUUAAGAAUGAUUUACAUAUUAAACUAAAUAUAUACCAUAAAUAAAACAAACUUAAAUUACAUAAAUGUAUAAAUUGAAUAUAAUAUGUAAUAUAAAAAUAUUUACACAUGUAAUUUAAUGUAUACAUGAUAGGUAAUGCAAUGUUAUUCUGACAAUACACUUGUACAGGUUGCACAUACAAACAGAUGAAAUUUAUCAAAAAAGCAAUCGAAACAUAAAUUUAUAUAACCAUGAACAUUUCACAAAAAAAACUAUUCACGUGAACUAUUAUAACCACAUGUAUAUAUGCAGGGAAGUUCAUGUUAUACAAAUUUUAUCAUCUGUUUAUAUACAAAUGCUUGUAGUUGAUCAUAUAUUAAUGAAUGUAUUUUUAUAACAUCAUUCCAAAUACUCAGGCUUCGGUUUUCUCCAAGAGCCCCCGCAUACAGAUUUAUCACUUACAAAUUUCCUCUCUGCUUACAAUUUACAACUCAAAAUAUCAUAAAGUCAUUUGCUAUGACUAUCGACCUACGACUUGUACGAGGUAACCUGUGGCUGGAGCUUACGCGUCGUUCGGUUUGAAGAUCACUGUGCUCCCCGCUGCUCGAGCUGUUCUACUUUUGUUCAUGUAAGGAGGUUUGAUCGUGCACAGGGAUAUUUUGUCAAUAACAACCAAGCCGAAAAUGCAGUCUUUUUAUUUUUGACUUUUAUCUUAGUCUGGUUUCAAGAAUCAUCCUUUAAAUUUAUUUGCACCUGUAGUCUAACACCCCUAUUUAGUAGAAAAAACUAGACUAUAGACAUUUGAUAAAAUGUCUCAAAGCUACAUUCACGCGUGCGAAAGGGCGGAAUUGUUAGGAUUACCGAUACCUAGCGAAGAAGAAUGGAAAGAGACCCAAAGAAUAGAAGCCGAGAAUAUUAAUAAUGAUAAAGAUGAAGUGAUCGAAAAUCUGGAUUCUUCUAAUGAAGCUGCGCAUCGAAUAGGUGGUGGAUUAGAUGAAUUAAAUAGUAUUCUCAGUGUUACGCAGAAGAAGAUUAACAGAUUCAAGACUGUUUGUGGCAGUUUGGGUACUCUAUUGAAAGUAAGAGUUGGAUCCAAAAACAACACACCAAAUCGUAAAUUCAUUGAACGAAACCAUAAUGAGACAAAAGAUAUUGGUUCCGAAACAUCUAUGAGUGAAGAAAACUUGAUAGUAGAAUUAUCCAAUGACAAGAAACAGAUAGAAAACACAGAAACUAACGCAGUAAUGCCAAAAACAAUCAAUCUCAAUGAAAAGAUGGGAUCUCAUUUGGAUAAGUUAGACUCUCUCAUCACUAAAGCAGAAACUGCUCAGUACAGCAUGCAAUAUCAAACAAAACAGAUGAAGAAAUUCUUGAAAUAAUUCUUCACAGCCAAAAGUAGUAUUCUAUUCUAAUAUUAUCAGAUCUCUUUCAAACUUACUCAUUAUUCAUAGUACCAUGCUUGAAAAACCAUACAAGUUCAAAUCUGUAUUGUGUUAUGUAUGGUAAAGAUAGACAUAGAUAAUAGACUGAUAAAUAUACAAAGAUCACUAAAUUACUAUAACAUUUAUCAAAUAUAUAUAUACAAAUGGACAUUUUACAUUCUGAGAAAACAAAUAUUUAUUUUGCUUGACUGCUUAUUACACUCUAACUGCAUAUCAAUGUGCUAUGUAUAUAUAUUUAUUAUACAUAUGUAUAUUUAAUAUAUAUGUAAUAUUAUAUGCAUUAUAAUAUAUAUUUAAUGUACAUAUGUCCGUACAGAAGCAUUAUUGCUUUUCUAAAAUCUUAAGACACAUUCAAUAAAAUGAAGUAAUAUCAUUAAGGUAACUGGAUAAAACUUGUUCUUCCUAAUAUUUUCAUUAAAUGAUAUUCAUGUGAUCUAUUCUCAUAAAACAAUGGCAAUUAAAUUUUUUUUACAAACAUGAAACACAAACAAUUUAUCAAUAUUCAAGCAGUUAUAAGUUAAAAUUGAUUCUUUCUAUGAAAGAAAUAUUAAAACAAUCAGUGUUAAUAUUAGCUAUCAAAUGGAUAGUAUAUGUGUAUGUAUUUUUCGUUAAUGAUUUUAUUGUAAAUUGAUAUAACUAUAAUUGCAGUUAUUGCAUUGUAAACAUAACUAAUUAUAGUAUAGUAUGGUUAUUUAGCUAAUUUUAAAUUUUAGAUAUAAUAUUCUUUCUGUUUUUUCUAAUUAUAUGUUACAAAUUAUAUUAUUAUUAUAUUAUUAAUUAUAUUAUUAUCGUAGAUUUCAACAAGUAAAGUGAAAUUUAUUUCCUGCUGUAUGUUGUACUUAAAUUUAUUCAAAUUGAUAAUAUAUUUAUCUUAAAAUAUUUAAAUUUUGUAUGAAGAUUGCUUUAGAAAUAGCUCAGAUUUUACAAUAUUGUGAGCUUAUGUAGUUAAGAUAAUUAUAUACAUUAUAUUAUUUACUUAUGUUACAUCAAAGUGAACAUAUAUCUAAUAUCAAAAAUGUUAUAUCUUGUUAAUUGUCUUUAAAAAUGCAUAAUAUUUAAUAUCUAUUUUGUUAACUAAAUGAGUAUAUUUUAGGCAAAAAUAUUAAUUUUAAGCAAAAGUGAACAAUUCUUCCUAAUAUCAACAAUAAAAGAAUUCACAGAAAAAUUAAUAACCUUAUAAAAUGCAAUUGUUACAAAUAAUUUAUUAUUGUUAUAAAGAUGUUGCAGUACCUGAAAUCAGGUAUUAGACAAUAUUAACGUGCCAUGUACAUACAAUAAUGUGAGUACAUAUUAUAUACGUACAUAGUAUGGGUUGUUAAAAAACGGUGAAUUUUCUUUUCUAUCUAGCUAUUAUUAUAAAAGUAAAAUUUUUAUUAUUACAUUUAUUUAGAAAAUAAAAUUUUCUAAAUAGAGUUGAUGUUUAAUAGUAUUUAACUGCAUUGAAACAAAAGAAUUGUAUUUUUACAUCGAAGCGUGAUGUCGAUUACUAGCAACUUACGAAAUACAAGAAAUUAAGUGCGAGAAACAGAUAUGUUAUAUAGUAAAUUUGUGAAAAUGUAUGUUUCAUACGGUAAUUUUUGUGUUCGUAAUUUUUAUUUAAAAUUUAUUUAUAUGAAUAGCAAAAAAAAUUAAUGUAACAGAUAGUCAGUUUUAUUCUUGUAACAUAACUG